Messenger RNA from Piliocolobus tephrosceles (Ugandan red Colobus), 3348 nucleotides. It is a transcript of the gene AGK, whose product is annotated as acylglycerol kinase. Gene Ontology annotation, molecular function: ATP-dependent diacylglycerol kinase activity; acylglycerol kinase activity; ceramide kinase activity. Bases 872 to 2155 code for a protein of 427 amino acids. Gene Ontology annotation, biological process: ceramide biosynthetic process; phosphorylation; sphingosine biosynthetic process. The transcript is spliced from 16 exons. Lineage: Eukaryota; Metazoa; Chordata; Mammalia; Primates; Cercopithecidae. The record is from RefSeq and is a predicted model, not a curated record. Gene Ontology annotation, cellular component: membrane; cytoplasm; mitochondrion.
CCUGCUAAUUUUACUUAACAUUAUGUUUUGGGUUUUUUCCACAUCAGUACAAAUUUGGGGUAAAAAAAUAUUUAAUUGCUAUUUAACUUAUUCAUUGAACAAAUAUUUCUUAAACAGCUAUUGUAUGCCGGAUCUUACUUUAGGCAUGGGAUACAGCAGUGACCAGAACAAUGUCCUUACUCUCAUGGAGUUUACAUUCCAGUAGGAUUAGGCUAAUAAACGAGCAAGUGAAUAUAAGCAUCAUCAAAUAAUAAGUGUCAUGAAGAAUAAAGAUAUUCUGUUGUGUCACUCUGUUUUUUAGUAAAGUCUUCCUAAUUUGCCUUCUUUAAAGGAGUGUAUGAGUGUCUAUCAUUUUAUUAUGUCAUCAGUGAAUACGAUCACUUAAAAAAUUAUUUUGGUCAAUAAUGAUCUCUGUAAUUUGCAUGUCUUUAUUCAAGAAGUUGAACAUUUUUAGAUAGCCAUGUGCAUUGCCUCUUCAUUGAGUUUUCUAUACAUGUUUUCUGUUUCUUUUCCCGUUGAGGACCUGGUAUUUUCUUCUAUUUUGAACUCGCCCUUCGUAUUAUUAUUGUGUUUUUGGGACGCUUAUGAUGGAGAGACAAAUGUAUACUCUUAAACAGUGGUACAGUGAGGCUGUAAGGAGUCAGAAAAACCAGAGGAAGCCUGGAAUUCCCAUCCUCUCUUUCUGGCCCAUCCCUCUUCCUUCUAUUACAAUGAGGAAAAAGUGAUCAGAGAGGGAAGAAGUAUAGGUUAGGUGGAAAUACGUGAAGGAAGAAAGAAAGGUGGAUGUGUGGGUGGUUGAGAAGAUGAAGAUGAUGGGAAUAGAAGGGAGAAGAUAAGCUGAGGCCAGAGGAGAAAUGCAAAUCUCUAGAAGAUGACGGUGUUCUUUAAAACGCUUCGAAACCAUUGGAAGAAAACUACAGCUGGGCUCUGCCUGCUGACCUGGGGAGGCCAUUGGCUCUAUGGAAAACACUGUGAUAACCUACUAAGGAGAGCAGCCUGUCAAGAAGCUCAGGUGUUUGGCAAUCAACUCAUUCCUCCCAAUGCACAAGUGAAGAAGGCCACUGUUUUUCUCAAUCCGGCAGCUUGCAAGGGAAAAGCCAGGACUCUAUUUGAAAAAAAUGCUGCCCCAAUUUUACAUUUAUCCGGCAUGGAUGUGACUAUUGUUAAGACAGAUUAUGAAGGACAAGCCAAGAAACUCCUGGAACUGAUGGAAAACACAGAUGUGAUCAUUGUUGCAGGAGGAGAUGGAACACUGCAGGAGGUUGUUACUGGAGUUCUUCGACGAACAGAUGAGGCUACCUUCAGUAAGAUUCCCAUUGGAUUUAUCCCACUGGGAGAGACCAGUAGUUUGAGUCAUACCCUCUUUGCUGAAAGUGGAAACAAAGUCCAGCAUAUUACUGAUGCCACACUUGCCAUUGUGAAAGGAGAGACAGUUCCACUUGAUGUCUUGCAGAUCAAGGGUGAAAAGGAACAGCCUGUGUAUGCAAUGACCGGCCUUCGAUGGGGAUCUUUCAGAGACGCUGGCGUCAAAGUUAGCAAGUACUGGUAUCUUGGGCCUCUAAAAAUCAAAGCAGCCCACUUUUUCAGCACUCUUAAGGAGUGGCCUCAGACUCAUCAAGCCUCUAUCUCAUACACGGGACCUACAGAGAGACCUCCCAGUGAACCAGAGGAGACCCCUGUACAAAGACCUUCUUUGUACAGGAGAAUAUUACGAAGGCUUGCAUCCUACUGGGCACAACCACAGGAUGCCCUUUCCCAAGAGGUGAGCCCAGAGGUCUGGAAAGAUGUGCAGCUGUCCACCAUUGAACUGUCCAUCACAACACAGAACAAUCAGCUUGACCCGACAAGCAAAGAAGAUUUUCUGAAUAUCUGCAUUGAACCUGACACCAUCAGCAAAGGAGACUUUAUAACUAUAGGAAGUCGAAAGGUGAGAAACCCCAAGCUGCACGCCGAGGGCACGGAGUGUCUCCAAGCCAGCCGGUGCACCUUGCUUGUCCCCAAGGUGAAUGGGGAAGGGGGAGCAGGGGGCUCUUUUAGCAUUGACAGUGAGGAGUAUGAAGCGAUGCCUGUGGAGGUGAAACUGCUCCCCAGGAAGCUGCAGUUCUUCUGUGAUCCUAGGAAGAGAGAACAGAUGCUCGCAAGCCCCACCCAGUGAGCAGCAGAAGACAAGCGCUCUGAGACCACACUUUAGGCCACCGGUGGGACCAAAAGAACAGGUGCCUCAACCAUCCCAACAGUGUCGUCAGAGCGUCCCCAGGGCAUUUUCAUGGCAAGUACCCCUCUGCCCCCACUCCAGCAGUGCUUCCCGAAGUGUGCUCUGUCACCUGCUUUGCAAUCAGCUUCCAUGAGUGCAUGUUUUAUUUUGGUGUGAUGGUCGGCGCUCCUAAACACGAACUUUCCUCAGGCUGGUUCAAGAUGGAAAAGGACUUUCUUCUGUUUUCUUCCAAAGUGCAACCACGGUGGAGAGCCCGCAGUGGGCUUAGCCUGCCUGCGCCCUUCCAUUUCUGUUCUUUGACCGUGCUAGGAAUUCCAGGAAAGUGCAUUCCUUCCCUUGCGACCUUUUUCUGUUUCUAGGCUCCUUCACGGGUGCUGCUGUUUUGUGAGCUCCGGCUCCUGUUUAGCUUUUAUUUCAGUUCUAGCCUCAGUCCAGAAAUGUAGGCGAGGUUGUUUCCCUCUCCAGCCAUGGCUACAAUACGGUAAAUUGCUAGUUUUUAUUUUUUUAAGUAGUGCUUCCUAAAUGGUUUGCAUGAGAGCCACCUGGGGUACAUGCUGAAAAUUGAUUUAUUUGGGGUCCACCCCAAACCUAAUAACCCAAUUUGGGGAUGGGGUCCAGGAAUAUGCAUUUUUAAAAAGUCAGCCACCCUUCCCAGGUGAUUCUGUAGGUUGUCCCUCAACUGUACUUGGAGAAAUAGUGUUUUAAAGCAGUAGUCCACAAAGUAUUCUGCUCACGUGCCCCCCAGAAGUAUUUUGAAAAAUCAUGUAUCCCCUCACCCAUCUAAGUUGACAUCUAAAAUUUUUCAUGGGAAGUUCAAUAGUUGACAAAGUAUGUAUUUGCUGGUGUCGUGUAAAUAUUGGUAUUCUAAAAUAAAAACUGUUACAUCACUAUUUUAAACAUAUCCAGUACAAUUUAAAUAUCAUACCAAUUUGACACCCUUCAUUCAUUUAUAAAAAUAAAUGAGCUAGUUCUUUAGUAGUUGAACAUUUCAAAUUGGCUUUUCUCCUUCUGUAUUUCUAUACUACUUUUCAGCCAAGAAUCCUAUCAGAAUGUAAUCUAUUAUGCCUGCCAUCUUUUAAUCAUUCACCCCAUUAUCUUGUCAACAAAACAUAUAAAUGGAAAUAAGUUUUUUU